AUGGACACUGCGCGGCGCACCGUGCGCGGCUCCCCGGCGCUGCUGCUGCUGCUGCUCGGCACCGUGCGCAUCGACGGCUACCGGCCCGUGGUCAUCGUGCACGGCAUCUUCGAUGGACCGAAACAGUUCAAGACGUUGUCUCAGUUCAUCACCGAGAUGCAUCCUGGGACGGAGGUGUCAGUGAUCGACCUGUACGACAACCUGCACAGUCUGAGGUCGCUGUGGACGCAGGUCCAGGACUUCCGGAAGGCCCUCGACGCCAUCACGCUCAAAGCUCCCGACGGUGUCCACCUGCUGUGCUUCUCCCAAGGUGGGCUCAUCUGUCGGGCUCUCCUCUCAUUGGCUCCUCGCCACAACGUGCACGCCUUCGUGUCUCUGUCGUCGCCUCUCUCCGGGCAGUACGGAGACACAGACUACCUGAGGUGGUUGUUCCCCAGCUUCAUCAAGAACAAGGUGUUUCGAGUCUGCUACAGCAGCGUGGGCCAGAAGGUGUCCGUCUGCGACUACUGGAACGACCCUCACCAGAGGUACCGCUACCUGCAGAGCAACACCUUCCUGCCGAUGCUUAACGGCGAGAGACCUCACCUCCUCCAGAAAGAGUGGAGGGAGAACUUCCUGCUCAUCAAGAAGCUCGUGCUGAUUGGAGGACCGGACGACGGCGUCAUCACACCGUGGCAGUCCAGCCACUUUGGAUUCUACGACAUCGACGAGAACAUCGUGGAAAUGAGGAACCAGGAGUUCUACAAGAGUGACAGGUUUGGUCUGAAGACGCUGGCGGCUCGCGGCGACGUGUCGGUGUGCGUUCGCUCCGGAGUGAAACACGUCGAGUGGCACUCCAACCGCACGGUGUUCACCGGCUGCAUCGAGAGGUGGCUGACAUGA
This is a messenger RNA of Pseudoliparis swirei, 882 nucleotides long. Its product is annotated as lysosomal thioesterase PPT2-like. The coding region runs from base 1 to 882 and encodes 293 amino acids. Gene Ontology annotation, molecular function: thiolester hydrolase activity. The transcript has 8 exons. Lineage: Eukaryota; Metazoa; Chordata; Actinopteri; Perciformes; Liparidae. Gene Ontology annotation, cellular component: lysosome. The record is from RefSeq and is a predicted model, not a curated record.